Messenger RNA from Stomoxys calcitrans (stable fly), 3481 nucleotides. It is a transcript of the gene PIG-O, whose product is annotated as GPI ethanolamine phosphate transferase 3. Lineage: Eukaryota; Metazoa; Arthropoda; Insecta; Diptera; Muscidae. The transcript has 6 exons. Gene Ontology annotation, cellular component: endoplasmic reticulum membrane. The record is from RefSeq and is a predicted model, not a curated record. Gene Ontology annotation, biological process: GPI anchor biosynthetic process. Bases 178 to 3465 code for a protein of 1095 amino acids. Gene Ontology annotation, molecular function: mannose-ethanolamine phosphotransferase activity.
AUGUGUACAAAUUUGCCUAAUCUGCCUAGGUCCGUCUCAGGUGGUUUUCAUAGUUAUACCAAGAUUUCAAAGUAAUGAAGAUUUUAAGUAGGUCGGGGAUGUAGCGACUGCCAUAGUGAAGCAAGUAAACAAUUAAAGUGUUAAAGGUUUUUAGUUUCGAGUUGUAAAUUGUAAAAUAUGAAAUUCGCUUUGAGUUAUGUGUUGGUGCUCGUAUGGAUUGCAUACCUAAUUUCGUCGGGUGUGUACUUGUUUUCGCGUGGUUUUUUGUUGUCCCGAGUUAGUAAGACGGACGUUAGUACAUGCCGGCAUCUGUCAACAGAUCCAAAUGACGAAUACUAUCUCACGGAGGAAGUAGUGCAGGAAAUAUUCAAAGAUGUCAACGCAUCUUCAAAUUUGUGUCUUCCCCAAAAGUCCAAAGUAAUAAUCUUAGUUAUUGAUGCCCUUAAGUAUGAUUUCGGUGUUUACAAAGAGAAUCAUACACGUCCCCUGCCUUAUGAAAACAAAUUAAGCAUUUUUAGAGACUUGUCCUUAAAUAUGCCCGAAUAUACACGUCUUAUGCGCUUUAAGGCGGAUCCGCCGACAACAACACUGCAGCGUUUAAAAGGAUUAACCACAGGUACUUUGCCGACAUUUGUAGACAUUGGCUCCAACUUUGCAUCUCCUGAGAUAAAUGAGGACAAUAUCGUAGAUCAGAUAGUAAAAAGUGGAUUGCCUGUCGUCUUCAUGGGUGAUAGUACAUGGACAGAUUUAUAUCCAAAACGUUUUAGACGUUCAUACUCGUACCCAAGUUUUGACAUAUUUGAUUUAGACACUAUUGAUCGUAAAAUUGAAACCCACUUGCCAAAGGAGAUGCAGAAGAAUGAUUGGCAAGUACUGAUAGCACAUUUUCUGGGAGUAGAUCACUGUGGUCAUAAACACGGUCCUCUACAUGAAGAGAUGUCUAGAAAGUUGACUGAAAUGAAUGAAGUUAUUAGAAAUGUGGCAUCUCAGAUGGAUGAGCAAACAACUCUACUUGUCAUGGGCGAUCAUGGCAUGACAAUAUCUGGUGAUCAUGGUGGAGACUCUGAAGAAGAAACAAAUGCGCUUUUAUUUGCAUACACAAAAAAGUCAAAAUUUAUCAACUAUGAUUUUAUAUCGGACAAUGAAGUUAUGCAGCAGAUCGAUCUGGUACCCACUCUUGCCACCAUAUUGGGUAUACCUAUACCGUACUCCAAUUUGGGACUAAUAAACUUUAAUAUUGUUCCCGAUGUUGUCGUACCCCAUAUGAACAAAUUGCAAACAUUUAUAAUUCACGCAUGGCAGAACGCCCAACAAAUCUAUACAUAUUUCUACAACUAUGCUUUGGAAAACAAACGCAGUUUCAAUGUCGAACAAAUGGAUCGUAUGGACACCGAAUUCAUACUUCUGACACACCGCGUGAAAUCAAUAUAUACUGAGGCCGCUCUAAAGUCAUUUAUCGGUGAUCUCAAUGUGCACCUCAGACAAAUUCUGAGUACGUGUCGGGAGUUGUGGGUAAAAUUCGAUGCCACACAAAUGUCCCAGGGUUUGCUGUUUACGUUUUUCUCCGCAUUCUUUUCCUAUGUUCUAAUUAACAAUACACCAGCGAAUAAAUUAUCGCAUAUAUUCACUAUCAAGGAGAUGGGCUAUACAUAUUUGUUGAACUUGGCUGCAGGCGUAUUUGGAUAUCGUUACUAUAAAAACUUUUCCUUUAAAACCGAAGAGCAUGCUAUAAUAUUUUUUACUAAUGUUAUAAGCACCUUGGUGCUUGUUUUCCAUAUGCUGCAGAACUGGUAUAUUAUAGCAAUAAACUGGUCGAAAGUUAAGAGAUUCGCUAAUAUGCCUACCCGCGUCAUUCUCAUUAUAUUAAUGGCAGUGUUCUUUUCCAAUAGUUUUGUAAUUAAUGAAGGGAGAGUCUUGGCGUAUCUACUUGUGGCUGUUGUCAUGUUGAUGGCUUAUGAAUUAUUGCAGAAAUGUGUGAGGGUUGAUUUCAGGAAUAAAUUUAAAGCACAACAAUUCAUGAAAUCAACUGCGUUGAAACUAUUGCUGGCGACGAUUUUAGCCGUUUCCUUAAUUCGUUUUGCGACAACUUUAUUUCGAUGCCGUGAAGAGCAGGGCAACUGUACGGAUUUUAAUUACAACAAUACUUCUGCUGGUGGCUUCUCAUUUAAGAGACCCUCGAGUGCCAAAUCCUAUAUCGCAUCCAUUGUAACUGUGGUCGUGUAUACAACGCUUAGUAGAAUUUAUUUACGCUCUUGCGGAAAUUUGACUGGCACAUCUGUGAACAUAAUAUUAGCUCGUUAUGGGCCCACUGUUGCUAGUAUUUGCGCUGGCGGCCAUAUAUUGCUGUCCAAUAGUUCCAUUAAAAAUAUUGAACGAACACAUAUUGAUGCAAUGGCUUUAGUAAUAUAUGCUUUGUUUGUUGUUCAAAUAGUCGUUGUGUUAAUUUCGCCCCUAAUGGUGUAUGUCGUGCCGCCGAAGAACUCAUCAACCAUUACCAUAAAUCAGAGAGAGAGUAUUAUCCCUGAGAUAUUUAAAAAAAUGAAGAGCAUAUACCAUGGCGACGACGUGGAAAGACGGGCGGAAAUUCCAGUUGUCUACGGCCUAGCAACAAUUUAUUCAUCAGUCAUCAUUUCAUUCGGCACAUUCCUCGCUAUGGUAUUGAUUGUACUUCUUGAUCCGAGAUCGUGUUCUGGCAUCGUUGUCUGUAUCGCUGUAGCUGCCAUAAUGCUUUCCUUGAAUUCUGUAUUGCGUUAUAGAACGGCUUUGAGUUUGGAGACAUGUCUACAACCCACAUUUACCGUUAUUGUUGGAUGGUUUUUAUUGGGAAACUUUUGCUUUUUUGCCACAUCACAUCAGACAACGCUUUCGCAAAUUGAUUGGCGUGCUGCAUUUGUUGGUAGGACAACGAAUAUUGGACAAUCACACUUCGUAUCCGGCAUUUUAGUUACACUAAAUACCUUUUGUGGCCACAUUCUUUUCUCCUGCAUGUAUGGCUUGCUGGCAGUAGAGACAUUCUCUAUUUUCGCCCUAUUUCCCAGUCUAAUAAAAACGAACGCGAAUAGAGAGCGAAAAGCAGAAACUGUUGGACAUAUAAGGCAAUCAUCAGGACAAACUACUUCCACUUCCGAUCGUUCUUUAAGCGAAAUUUCCUAUGAAUGCGUUGGUUUCGACAUGACACGCGGCGAAUUCGUUCUGUUUGAAAAUGAAUCCACAUUUAUUGGUGGAUUGUUUAAACUUGCUAUCCAACUUUACAUUUUGCAAGGUGUAAAGAUAUUCUGUGCUAUGUUAGCAUGUACCAUUCAUUGCCGCCAUCUUAUGGUAUGGAAAGUGUUCGCCCCGCGAUUUAUAUAUGAAAGUAUUGCAACAUUUGUCUCCUUGCCAGCAAUCAUAAUUGGAUUUCUGCUGGUCCUUCGUAUUCAUAAAAGCCUUAAAACAUUAAUAACUAAAAUUAAUAAAGACAAGUAAAUGCCGAUAAAAACAA